CACCUGAUAUUUACAGAGUGAUCAAAAACUAUGAAAAGUGGCAAUCAUAAAAGAUGCAUAAAUUAUAAGUGUCAAUCAGAAAAGAUGUUUGAUGUUCAAAGAGUCCUAGUUUCUUCGAAUUUGUUCGAAAUGUUUCUCUUUUUUUGAGGAGAUAGGAGCCGAUAAGGUAUACUGAUUAAUUUUAGAUAUGUUGCAAUCCAUUAAAGUAGUGGAGCAAUUUAGGUGUUGCCGAUUAGUAAGUUGGUCAGUGAAUACAAGAUCUUUGUCUACGUUGGCGGAAGACGCUACAAAUGAUGACUAUAACUGGGAUCCCAAAGCAGAAAAAAGCUCAACUUCUGCCAGUUCAGGCGUAAAGAAAAGGACAAUAGUUGACAGCAAGCUGAAAGAAACUCAGAAUACAUUGCUUCAUGAAUCUCUGAAAUUUGUACCUGAGCAUGGAUGGAGUUCUAAAAGUAUAGCAGAAGCGGCUAAAUCUCUGGAAUUGUCUCCUUCAAUUAUGAAUUCUUUCUCCAAAUCGGAAGAUGCAGCGCUAGUGGCGUUUUUCCUUAGUUUGAAAAUGGUCGACUUGGAGAACUUCCUGAUUGCGUUGCGAUCCCAACAUCUAGAAGAACAUGGUCGAGUUAAGAUCAAUUUGUUUGUUUUUGAAGCUUGCAAGGAAAUGAUGUCGUACGUGCUACCAUACUUAAAACAUUGGUCAUCGGCACUCUCAAUUUUGGCUGAACCGUCCAACGCAAUCGAUACUCUGAAGCAUCACUCAGAAAUGGUCGACCUUAUUUGGCACUAUGCGGGAGAUACAUCGCUUGAUUACAACUGGUAUUCGAAACGCAUAUUGCUCUCAGGGGUAAUCAAUUCCACCCAACUGCAUUUGCUACAGGAUAAUUCAGAGAAUUUCGAAGAUACGUGGAUUUUCUUGGAAUCUAGGCUGAAGGACGUGGCUAGUAUUGGCAUGGGUAUAAAUAAUUUCAGAAAGAGUUUGUCAAAAUUGGCCGCAAUAGGCGAAGUGGCAUCAGAGACAGGAAGAAAUCUUGCAGGGGUUCCAAAUACCAACAGAUGAGAUUCAGAUUCCGUUCGAUCAAAAGCGAAACCUUUUUUCAAUAGCUGAAAAAUUUUGUUUAAAAAUAGAUUAAAUUCGUGAAAUGAAACUAAGUUCUGAUAUAACCGA
Messenger RNA from Symsagittifera roscoffensis, 1162 nucleotides. RefSeq names its product ubiquinone biosynthesis protein COQ9, mitochondrial-like. Lineage: Eukaryota; Metazoa; Xenacoelomorpha; Acoela; Convolutidae. The transcript has 3 exons. Gene Ontology annotation, biological process: ubiquinone biosynthetic process. The record is from RefSeq and is a predicted model, not a curated record. Gene Ontology annotation, molecular function: lipid binding. Gene Ontology annotation, cellular component: mitochondrial inner membrane. The coding region runs from base 188 to 1054 and encodes 288 amino acids.